AAUGUCUGGCCAGUUUAUAAAUAAUGGAAAUGUUUUAUUAUGAGCUCUCUGGUUAGGUAUAAGGUUCAAACACAAGUCCCUAUAGAUCAAAGAUAAAUAAAGAUUAUUAGAUAUAAAUAUAGGGAGUGUGAAAUGUCAUCAUAUGAAAUGUCAUAUGAGCUGGGCUUACAAGUUCAGCCCAUUUUAUCAUAUUCAUCGAUUACUGUUUGACACAUAUUAACAAAAGCACUAUGCAAAGACAAAGCAAUAGUUAAGGCUGUCGUGUUCACUGAACUGGUUUUGAUCAGAACACGGGGGAGACGCGUGUGUGUGAAUCAGAGGGAGGAGAUGCUGAACACUCAGACCCACACACAUAUUGAUCGUUACAAGAGGGCGCGCUGUAAUAGAUCAUCACGCCUACAGCGGGAUCCUGUGCUUUAAAUGUCUUGAGGUGAAUGAGGUCGACGAUCUCCCACUGAAAGGAUGCUUGUUCAGGGAUGAGAAAAGCGUUAUCGCAGGUCUCGGUUCCGAACAGAAGUUGUGGCUUUCUUCGGAGGUGUGUGUCGUCUUGCUCAUGCAAUAACAGCAUCAUGGCAGCCUUCAAAGGUGUGUGGACUCAGGAAUUCUGGCGAGCGGUUUCAGGGGAGUUUUUAGCCAUGAUAAUAUUUGUACUGCUCAGUUUGGGGUCCACCAUCAACUGGGCAGCAACACAGGAGAACCCUCCGCCUCCCGACCUCGUCCUCAUCUCUCUCUGCUUUGGUUUAUCCAUCGCAACCCUCGUCCAGUGUUUUGGGCACAUCAGCGGUGCCCACAUUAACCCGGCUGUCACUGUGGCGAUGGUUGCUACACGGAAGCUGAGUCUGGCAAAGGGUGUGUUUUAUUUGUUGGCACAGUGUCUGGGGGCAGUGGUGGGGGCGGCUGUCUUGUAUGGAGUGACACCAGCAUCAGUGAGAGGAGGAAUGGGAGUGACUUCAGUCAAUGCUGAAAUCUCCACCGGUCAUGCAAUUGUGAUAGAGCUCAUAAUCACAUUUGAGCUUGUCUUCACUGUCUUUGCCACCUGUGACCCCAAACGCAAUGAUCUCAAAGGUUCAGCAGCCCUGGCUAUUGGGCUGUCAGUGUGCAUCGGCCAUCUGUUCGCUAUCCCGUAUACUGGAGCCAGUAUGAAUCCAGCUCGCUCUUUUGGGCCUGCGGUCAUCAUGGCAAAAUGGCAGGACCAUUGGGUAUACUGGGUGGGCCCUUUAAUAGGGGGCAUCCUGGCUGCAGCUGUGUACGAAUAUCUAUUCUGUCCCGACCCUGACCUGAAGCACCGCUAUGCUGACGUCCUCUCCAAGAGCCCCUUCCAAAUCGACCCGUAUCGGGUGGUGGACACAGAUUCGUACCCCAGCGAUCAAGCUCAGCUCAUGGCCAAGCAGGCAGCGAUCAGAGUGCUGGACCUGGAGAGGACACAGAAGAAGGAGAGGGAGUCUGCUGGAGAGGUGCUGUCGUCUGUAUGACUAGUGAGAGGCACUGAGGAGGAACAGCACAACACUCACAGCAUUAAUGAGCUCAAAGAGACAGAUCUGAUCUAGAGUCACACUGUGUGUUUGUGCACAGAUCCUCUACAGAAUGACUCACAACACUUGACUUUAAUCAUUAAGAAUGAGCUACGAACCGCCUAAUGGUCUCGCUUAAAACGCUCUUCCUUGUAUGCCAGUCACAGGCCAUAGAUCUCAUAUCCAGUAGAAUCCACUUUGAAGAUUUUAGUCAGUCACUGAACAUCCUUUAGCAGAUGCACCUCAUCGACUACUGAAUCAAUAACUAAAUGGGAUUCUCACAUCUAAGCAAAUGUAACGCUUUUGUUUGGUCUUCGGGUUAUUACCUGGCAAUCAGGGUUGAGAUUAGAUCAUCACCAUAAUAAUGCAGAUCAUUUUCCUUCUCAGUGCACUCUCUAUGAAUUAACCCCUUCUGUCCUUAUCUUCUUCAUUUCAAAUCUAAUGUUGUUUAGAGUAUUUUACAGUUUUUUUUCUUUAAGGUUAUGAAUUUUGUAUCUUUCAAUGCUGCUGUCAGAAAUCUAUACAACUGCAAUCUCUGAAUGAGUUUCAUUUUCUGUUUGAGCUGAAAAUGCAUGAUUAUGAUUUUAUUUCUGUCUUCACCAUAUCCCCUUUAAAUCUAAUGUUGUAUUUUAUAUUUUAUGUUUGUCUUUAAGGCCAUUAAUGUUAUGUCUUUGAAUGUUUUUAGCCCAAAAUGCCGAUUUUACUUGUUUAAAAUCACUCAUAUUGUGUCCUCCCACCUUUACUUAUUCUCAUAUUCUCGAGAAAACAUGUAAUCAAUGAAAAAUGUUAGUAGUGUUAUGUUUUAGAUUAAUUUUUCUUGUAGGUUCAGAAGUUUUUUGUUUUUUGAUACAAUCAAGCAUAAUCACUGUCUCAGUUCUAACCUGUUAUAAAAUUAUGUUAUUUCAACCUUAUUAUUUAACUAAUGUGUUGGAUGCUUAAAGUUAUCAUGUUAUGUAUAAUAAGUUUUUCAUAAUUAUUUGAAAAUGAAUAUUAUAUUAUAUUAUAUACUAUAUUAUUAAAGAAAAGUAACUGGAAUGUCUUAUGGAAGCCGGUUUCACCCUCAACAGUUAAAAAAUAAAGAGUUUCUAUAGUAA
This is a messenger RNA of Cyprinus carpio (common carp), 2605 nucleotides long. It is a transcript of the gene aqp4, whose product is annotated as aquaporin 4. The record is from RefSeq and is a predicted model, not a curated record. NCBI's taxonomy places the organism in Eukaryota, Metazoa, Chordata, Actinopteri, Cypriniformes, Cyprinidae. Gene Ontology annotation, molecular function: water channel activity. Gene Ontology annotation, cellular component: plasma membrane; basolateral plasma membrane. Gene Ontology annotation, biological process: transmembrane transport.